This is a messenger RNA of Bursaphelenchus xylophilus (pine wood nematode), 1572 nucleotides long. Lineage: Eukaryota; Metazoa; Nematoda; Chromadorea; Rhabditida; Aphelenchoididae. The record is from the annotation of a GenBank genome assembly.
AUGGGAAUUAAAGGCCUUUUGCCGUUUGUGGAGAGAGCUUGUCGACCUGUAAGUUCUUUUACUCUGUAUAUUUUGUUGUUUAGAGCCAUGUCCAAGAAUUUAAGGGGAAACGAGUAGCUAUCGAUGUAAGCUGCCUUCUUCAUCGGGGAGUUUUUGGUUGCGUCGAGAGUAUUGCUCAAGGCUUAAAAACGGAUUUGUGAGUUAAUAAAAAAGUUAAAGUGACUUUUUUAGUUGUAUGAAAUACGUUGAGAAGUAUCUGAAAGUAUUCUUUCACUUCGAAUGUGAAGUUUACUUGAUCUUUGAUGGGAAAAGGCUCCAAGCAAAACAAGUGGGUUGUGUUUUUUUAUUAUUGUACAUAUUUUAGAUUGUUAAUGAUGAAAGAAAAGAAAAAAGAGAUAGCAUCAAAAGAACUGGAGAAGAAUUAAUGUCUGUUGGUCUGGAGAAUGAAGCUUAUAAAGUGUUUCGUCAAGGCAUUGGAGUUCCCAAGGAGAUUCAAGACGAUGCCAUCACAUACUUCACAUCUCUAGAUACUGUUAACGUGAUGGUUUCUCCUUAUGAGGCGGAUGCUCAGAUGGCCUUUAUGAUUCAGAACAACAUCGUCGAUGUAGUUGUUACUGAAGACUCUGAUCUGAUUGUGUUUGGAGCGUCAAAGGUAAUUUACUUUUCCUUGUCUAUUUCCAGAUUUAGAUUAUAUUCAAAUUGAAAGAAAACGGCGCUUGUCUUCUCUUUGAACAAACAAAAUUACCCAGAUGUCUUUGUCCUGCAUUAGCCAAGAACUUCAAGUUGGAGACGUUCAGAAGGAUGUGCAUUAUGAGUGGUUGUGAUUAUCUUCCCUCCGGUCUGAAUGGCGUCGGACUCAAAAAGGCGGAGGCAGUUUUAUCCAAGACUUCUAUUACGGAUAUCAAAAUAGUAAGUGUAUUUUGAUAUCCGUAAGUAACUUUAUGUGGUACGUGUUUUAGUUGUUGCGAAGAGUUCCUUCACUUUUGAAUAACCGAUCGAUCAAGGUUACCCCAGACCUCAUCGAGUCUUUCAUACAAGCUGAGAAGACUUUUAUGUAUCAAAUUGUCUAUGAUCCAUUGUGAGUAAUCGGCGGUUUUAAGUAUUCUUGCAGGAUGAAAUGUCAGCGACCCCUUAACUUUUAUCCCGGUACAGUCGAGGAGGAUUACCGGAAUGUAAGUUGACAUUCAUAUUUCACUGAUUCUCUCAGUACACGCCAUCAAUGUUGGAAAUAGCGAAUGAAUACGAGUUUGCUGGAACCAUUGCAUCUCCAUCCGAAGCGGAGCAAAUGUCCAAGGGGAUUCGUAAGGACUCUGUUGAUUGUCCUGAGUCAAGUACACAGGAGGUUAGCACUCCGAAGAACCGUGUUCUAACCUCGUCACAAACUGUCAACAUUAAUAUCAACUCCCAGUCUCCGAGGCUAGUCUCUCCGAAGAUCUCUUCCCUCAAAUUACCCUUAAGACCGUCAUCCCAGCCUCUUCAAACCUCCUCGAGUUCAAUCAACUACAAUAUGAAAAGAUCUCGGUCCUCAGGAAUGUUCUCCCCAAAGGUGACAAAACGGCGAAUAACGAUUGA